AUGAAGAAGAAAGAUCGAGGAGCAGUCACUAUUCCUUGUGCAAUUGGAGAUAGGCCAUUCAACAAAGCUCUUAUUGAUCUAGGAGCUAGUGUGAGUCUAAUGCCAUUAUCAAUUUACAAGAAGCUUGGUAUAGGAGCUGUGCAAGAUACCAGGAUGACACUCCAAUUCGUCAAUCAUUCGGUCAAGAAACCGUAUGGUAUUGUUGAGGAUGUUCUGGUGAAAAUUGACAAGUUUGUAUUCCUUGUGGAUUUCAUAAUUCUAGAAACGCCUGAAGAUGAAGAGAUCCCUCUCAUUCUUGGGAGACCCUUUUUAGAGACGUUAAGAUGCUUGAUCAACAUAGAAAAGGGGACUAUUACGUUUAAGGUUUAUGAUGAGGAAUUAAAGAUUGAUGUUUGGAACACUAUGAAGUACAAAGAUGAUGUUUGUACCAGUCAUACUAUAGAGGUUCUGGAUCAAGUGAUGACAUAUGAUAAUCCUUUAAAUGCACCACAGUUACCUUUGGAAAGAGUGUUGAGUUUGUCCAUUUUCGACAGUGAUAAAGAAGUGGAUAAUGGGGAAUCCAAAGUGUAG
This is a messenger RNA of Lathyrus oleraceus (garden pea), 570 nucleotides long. RefSeq lists its product as uncharacterized. The record is from RefSeq and is a predicted model, not a curated record. NCBI's taxonomy places the organism in Eukaryota, Viridiplantae, Streptophyta, Magnoliopsida, Fabales, Fabaceae. The transcript has a single exon. Bases 1 to 570 code for a protein of 189 amino acids.